AUGCUUGCCAUUUCUCGGGCAUUCUACCUUCUCGAGAGCCGCAAUCAGCUCCAAACUAAUCAUAUUCUCCUGAUGCUAGUGAUACUCUUCAUCAUUCUGGCAAAAUGUACUUUGCUCACCGACACUACUGAUGCUCUUGAUGAUUUUGAUGCUCUGUGUGCUCUUUGUACAUGUGAUGCUCGUGAAAUUGCAAAUCCAGCUUCUACAGAUGCUGUUGACGUUCGUGGAGUGAAACGAGGACAGAGCAUCAAAGAGGCACGUCCUGAAGCUGAAGACAGUCUGUCUUCAAGCUCCAAUCUUUUCGGAGCUUCAUGA
Molecule: messenger RNA, 315 nt
Organism: Protopolystoma xenopodis
Lineage: Eukaryota; Metazoa; Platyhelminthes; Monogenea; Polystomatidea; Polystomatidae
Source: the annotation of a GenBank genome assembly